Messenger RNA from Jaculus jaculus (lesser Egyptian jerboa), 5052 nucleotides. It is a transcript of the gene Myo3a, whose product is annotated as myosin IIIA. Gene Ontology annotation, biological process: protein phosphorylation. Gene Ontology annotation, molecular function: cytoskeletal motor activity; protein kinase activity; ATP binding. The transcript has 33 exons. Gene Ontology annotation, cellular component: myosin complex. NCBI's taxonomy places the organism in Eukaryota, Metazoa, Chordata, Mammalia, Rodentia, Dipodidae. The record is from RefSeq and is a predicted model, not a curated record. Bases 4 to 4809 code for a protein of 1601 amino acids.
GAGAUGUUUCCAUUAAUUGGAAAAACAAUCAUCUUUGAUAACUUCCCUGAUCCCUCUGAUACAUGGGAAAUCACUGAGACAAUUGGCAAAGGAACUUAUGGGAAAGUUUUUAAAGUAUUGAAUAAGAAAAAUGGCCAAAAAGCAGCAGUCAAAAUUCUGGAUCCAAUUCAUGAUAUUGAUGAAGAGAUUGAAGCAGAAUAUAACAUCUUAAGAACUCUUUCUGAUCACCCAAAUGUGGUCAAAUUCUAUGGGAUUUACUUUAAGAAAGAUAGAAUAAAUGGAGAUAAGCUAUGGCUGGUUCUUGAGCUGUGUAAUGGAGGAUCUGUGACUGAUCUUGUGAAAGGAUUUCUGAAGAGGGGUGAAAGAAUGAGUGAGCCUUUAAUUGCCUAUAUCUUACAUGAAGCACUAAUGGGACUUCAGCAUUUGCAUAACAACAAAACUAUCCACCGUGAUGUCAAAGGAAAUAAUAUUCUGUUGACCAUGGAAGGUGGAGUUAAACUAGUAGAUUUUGGUGUAUCUGCACAGCUUAGCAGCACCCGGCACCGUCGAAACACAUCCGUAGGAACACCAUUUUGGAUGGCUCCUGAGGUGAUUGCAUGUGAACAGCAAUUAGAUACCACUUAUGAUGCAAGAUGUGACACUUGGUCUCUGGGUAUCACAGCCAUUGAGCUGGGUGAUGGAGACCCUCCACUAGCUGACCUGCAUCCCAUGAGAGCACUCUUCAAAAUACCAAGAAACCCACCUCCCAAACUAAGGCAGCCUGAGCUAUGGUCAGAAGAAUUCAAUGACUUCAUUAGCAAAUGUUUGACUAAAGAUUAUGAGAAGCGCCCAACGGUGUCAGAUCUUUUGCAUCAUAAAUUCAUCACUCAGAUUGAGGGCAAAGAUGUGAUGUUACAAAAGCAACUCAUGGAAUUCAUUGACCUUCAUCAAUGCAUGGGAAACACGGAAAAAGCCAGACAUGAACGUAUUCAUACAAAGAAGGGAAACUUAAACAGAUCUCUGAUUUCUUGUCUGAAGGACGUAGCUGAUUUAGCUACCCUAGAUGUUUUAGAUGAGAACACAGUCUCAGAGCACCUUGAGAAGUGUUACUCCAGAGAUCAGAUCUAUAUCUAUGUGGGAGACAUCCUCAUUGCUCUUAACCCUUUUCAGAAUCUGGGCCUUUAUUCUACAAAGCUUUCUAAACUGUAUAUUGGAGCAAAGAGAACAGCCAACCCACCUCACAUUUUUGCGAUGGCUGACUUGGGGUAUCAGUCUAUGGUCACAUAUAGUGCAGACCAGUGCAUCGUUAUUUCUGGAGAAAGUGGUGCCGGGAAGACUGAAAGUGCUCAUUUUUUAGUUCAGCAGCUCACAGUGCUCGGGAAGGCUAAUAACAGAACCCUACAGGAGAAGAUUUUACAAAUGAACAAUUUGGUUGAAGCUUUUGGCAAUGCCUGCACUAAUAUAAAUGACAAUUCCAGCCGAUUUGGAAAAUACUUAGAAAUGAAAUUUACCUCUUCUGGGGCUGUAGUGGGAGCACAGAUCUCCGAAUAUCUUCUGGAAAAAUCUCGUGUCAUUCACCAGGCCAUUGGGGAAAAGAAUUUUCACAUUUUUUACUACACUUAUGCUGGCUUAGCUGGAAAGAAGAAACUAGCUCUUUACAAAUUGCCUGAAAAUAAGCCUCCCAGGUACCUACAAAAUGACCACCUCAGAACAGUACAGGACAUGAUAAAUAAUAGUUACUAUAAAUCCCAGUAUGAAUUAAUUGAGCAGUGUUUCAAAGUCAUAGGUUUUACAAUGGAGCAAAUUGGCAGUGUAUACAGUGUACUCGCUGCAAUCUUGAAUGUUGGAAACAUUGAAUUCUCUUCUGUGGCAACUGAACACCAGAUUGACAAGAGCUACAUCUGCAAUCAUGCAGCUCUAGAGAACUCUGCUUCUUUGCUCUGCAUUCAAGCAGACGAGCUUCAAGAAGCUCUCACUUCUCAUUGUGUGGUCACUAGAGGGGAAACUAUUAUACGACCCAACACUGUGGAAAAGGCUACUGACGUCAGAGAUGCCAUGGCUAAAACUUUAUAUGGACGUCUCUUUAGUUGGAUAGUCAAUUGUAUUAACAAUCUAUUGAAACAUGGCACAACAUCAAGUGGCAAUGAGGAGCUGAGCAUUGGCAUUCUUGAUAUCUUUGGCUUUGAAAAUUUCAAAAAGAACUCCUUUGAGCAGCUGUGCAUUAACAUUGCAAAUGAGCAGAUUCAAUAUUAUUUUAAUCAACAUGUGUUCGCAUGGGAACAGAAUGAAUACCUAAAUGAAGAUGUAGAUGCUAGAGUUAUUGAAUACGAAGAUAACAGGCCCCUCCUAGAUAUGUGUCUUCAGAAGCCAAUGGGUUUAUUAUCCCUGCUUGAUGAGGAGAGUCGAUUUCCCAAUGCCACUGAUCAGACUCUUGUAGAAAAGUUUGAAGGCAACUUGAAAUCACAGUAUUUCUGGAGACCCAAAAGAAUAGAACUGAGUUUUGGAAUUCACCACUAUGCAGGAAAGGUUCUCUAUAGUGCGAGUGGGUUCUUGGCCAAAAAUAGAGACACUCUUCCAACUGACAUUGUGCUGCUUUUGAGGUCAUCAGAGAACAGUGUAAUUAGGCAACUUGUUAUCCACCCCUUGACCAAAACAGGUAAUCUUCCACUUUCUAAAACUAAAAAUGUAAUAAACUACCAAAUGAAAAAUUCAGAAAAAUCAAUUAAUCUGAUAAAGGGUGAAACUGGAGAAGCCACACGUCAUGCCUGUGAAACUACCAACAUGAAAACACAAACAGUUGCAUCGUAUUUUAGAUAUUCCUUGAUGGAUUUGUUAUCUAAGAUGGUGGUGGGCCAACCUCACUUUAUCCGCUGUAUCAAGCCAAAUAAUGAGCGUCAGGCAAGAAGAUAUGAUCGAGAGAAAGUCCUUCUACAGCUUCGCUGCACGGGAAUUCUGGAAACAGCAAGGAUUCGGAGGCUGGGCUACUCACAUCGGAUACUAUUUGCUAACUUCAUAAAGCGGUACUAUGUUCUCUGCUACAAGUCUAGUGAAGAGCCCCCAGUAAGCCCAGACACCUGUGCAGUCAUCCUGGAAAAGGCUGGUCUUGAAAACUGGGCUCUUGGAAAAACAAAAGUAUUCCUUAAAUAUUAUCAUGUGGAACAGUUGAAUCUAAUGCGAAAGGAAGCCAUUGACAAGCUGAUUUUGAUUCAAGCCUGUGUCAGAGCAUUCUUGGGUACAAGAAAAUACCAAAAAAUACAGCAGAAGAGGAAAGAAAGUGCUCUAAUUAUACAGUCAGCUGCAAGAAAACAUCUAGUUAGAAAACAAAGAAAUAACAUAGCUCAUAUGAAAAGCACAGAAGUAACAUCCAUGCAGACUCAUGAUCCAGAAUUUGAUUACAAGAAAAACUUUGAAGCUGCAAGGGAAUCUUUUUUGAAGAAACCGGCAGAAAAUGCUGUGUCUACUAAUGAGUCCAUCAUUGCCACUCUGAACAAAAAAGGGAGUCCAUCUGUAGGGAAGACUUCUACUCUCAGCGCUGAGGGGAGAACCACUACCACUGUUGAGAGUAACAGAGGCUGUCAGACUCAUAGAAAAAUGAGCAAUGUGUUUGGAGAAGAGCCUCAUCAGGCACAGUGUGUUGCGGGAGGCCCUUGGGCAGAAGGAAGCAUCAAACAGUAUGUGCAAGACCUGGAGGAAAUCAGGAAGAUAAGAAAGGGGGAGAAAGAUGACUCCAUGAUCCAGAGUUAUUCCCAGUGGCACACAGAGGAAAGGCAUUCUGAGGAGUCAAAAGCAGCGUGUCUAGAAGGGAAGGACACAUGGGAAAGGCCAAACUGCCUGGGACUUUGGUUAACUGAGAAGGAGACUUAUUUAAAAACUUUGGAACCUAGUCUUAGCCAAAGGUCAACAUGUCAAAAUACAACUAGCAAAGAAAAGGAAAAGAAGACAUCUAUGGCUGCCCAGAAUGCACCAAUGUGCAGCCAGGAUAGAGCUCAUCACGCACAAGGGAUAACCAAAGAGAGGCGUGCUGGGCCAGUGGCACAGGGCCAGGAAGAAGAAGAGGCCGCUGUGUUCAUUCAGAGCAAGCACGAUGGUUUCAAGCGAAGGCAACAGUUGAGGAAGGACGGGCCUUCCUUCAGGAAUCAAAAGAUCCUUACAUCAUCAACAGAAGUAGCAAGAAAUACUGCCAAUGCCUAUGCUUAUGACAGGCACUCAAAGGCAAAUUCAGAUAAAGAAGCGUGUGAUUUGGCAAUUUUUUCAAAGCAGAUAUCAAAGCUAUCUGAAGAAUAUUUUAUUCUACAGAAGAAAUUGAAUGAAAUGAUUUUGUCCCAGCAACUGAAGAGAUUUUUCCUGGGUGUCUAUCUCCAUAAGCCAAUUAAUAGACAAGUUACUUCUCACCAGUGUCUCUCAGGUAUCUCUAAAGGAGAAGAGCCAAAAAUAUUGAGACCCCCAAGACGACCCCGGAAGCCCAAAACAUUAAAUAACCCUGAAGACUCCACAUACUAUUAUCUACUUCAUAAGUCAAUUCAAGAAGAAAAACGAAGACCACGAAAAGACAGUCAAGGAAAAUUACUAGAUUUAGAGGAUUUCUACUAUAAGGAAUUUUUGCCCAGCUGUUCUGGACCAAACGACCAUAAUCCUAAUUUAAGAGAACAGAGACCAGAGCAGGACCUCCAGGAUCAGCACAGUAAGGCUCAUGAAAGGUGCCGCACAGCUGCUGGGAGUCCCGAGGAGGAGGAGGAGGAGGAGGACCAGCGGGCAGCCGCCCACCCCUACGACUACCGGAGGCUCCUGCGCAAAACCUCCCAGCGCCGGCGCCUGGUGCAGCAGCGGUAACUCACCUACAGAAAAGCCUCCGUCUGCGGAGAGUGCCCGAGCCUGCGGGGCCACACGCACCAAAGUCGGAAGCUUGGACCUCCCGGGCCAGUCGCCCUCGUCUGAAGGAAGAAAACUUGGAUCCCUUGGGGAAGAGCCCUGGACGCCUCUGCGCCCACAGACUUCCGCGCCUCCUCUCCCCCUCUCGUCCACCAGCUUCCAGCCCCAUUUUCUAAAUGUCUCUUUGGCACUUGCUUGUGCCCU